This is a messenger RNA of Colius striatus (speckled mousebird), 3069 nucleotides long. RefSeq names its product insulin like growth factor binding protein 3 (gene IGFBP3). Lineage: Eukaryota; Metazoa; Chordata; Aves; Coliiformes; Coliidae. Gene Ontology annotation, cellular component: extracellular region. Gene Ontology annotation, molecular function: insulin-like growth factor I binding; insulin-like growth factor II binding; fibronectin binding. Gene Ontology annotation, biological process: regulation of insulin-like growth factor receptor signaling pathway. The coding region runs from base 555 to 1415 and encodes 286 amino acids. The record is from RefSeq and is a predicted model, not a curated record. The transcript has 4 exons.
GGCGGCGGGCGCGGAGCCGGGCGCGGGUAGAAUAAACCAGACGGCAGCAGACAGCCCUUCACCUAUUCAUUUUUUUUCCCCCUCCGUCUCCACUCUUUUUCCUUCUUCCUUUUUUUCCGGCGCGUUUUUGGACCGAGUUCUCUUCAGACCGCCUGGGCCUGCCGCUUUUUUCUUUUGCUUUUUUUGGGUUUUUAUCUUUUUUCCUUUUGCAGAGCGUUUUAUUUUACUUUUUUCCCCUCCCCCCUGUGUGUGGCCAAACAAACAAAAAAAGUGUCGAGCCGAGUGAUUCAGGCGCUCUGCAGGGAGCGGGCGGUAGCGGUAAAGAAGGAAAAAGUUGCCUUUGUUGCCAGCGAGCUCUUAAUUACCUUGAUGUGAUUAAGGGCCGGCGGCUGAAGAGAGGGUCGGCGCGCGUGUGCCGGCAGCGCAAGCCUCCCCGCCCGUCCGCCGCGGGGGACGAGCGGCCCCGCACCGCGGCCCGAGUGCGCCCGGCUCGGCUCGGCUCGGCUCCCGGCCGGGGGCGCGUCCCGGCCGCCCCCCUCCCGAGGCCGGUUGCCAUGGUGCCGCGGCCCGGCGUGCUGUGGGCAGUGGCGGCGGCGGCGCUGGCGCUGCUGGUGCGGCGGGCGGCGGCGGCGCUGGCGGGGCCGGUGGUCCGCUGCGAGCCCUGCGACGCGCGCGCGCUGCAGCAGUGCAAGCCGCUGCAGCCCGACUGCGCCGAGCGCGUGCGGGAGCCCGGCUGCGGCUGCUGCCUCACGUGCGCGCUGCGCGCCGGCCAGCCCUGCGGCAUCUACACCGAGCGCUGCGGCGCCGGCCUCAGCUGCCAGCCGCGGCGGGACGAGGCGCGGCCGCUGCAGGCGCUGCUGGAGGGCCGCGGGCUCUGCACCAACGCCACGGCGGGCGGCAAGCUGCGGGCCUUCCUGCUGCCGGGACCGCAGGCUGCAGGAAAUUCCAGCGAUUCAGAGGAAGAGGACCGGAGCAGCAGCAGCAGCAGCACAGAAAAUCAGGCCGUCCCAAACAGGGUGCCAGAUUCCAAGUCGCACCCACCGCACACCAAAAUAGACAUCAUCAGGAAAGUGCAGGCCAAAAACACGCAGCGCUACAAGGUGGAAUAUGAUUCCCAGAGCACGGAUACGCUCAAUUUCUCUUCGGAAUCCAAGCAAGAGACUGAAUACGGCCCUUGUCGUAGAGAAAUGGAAGACACUUUAAACCACCUAAAGAUCCUGAAUGUCUUGAGUCCCAGGGGCUUUCAUAUUCCAAAUUGUGACAAGAAGGGCUUCUACAAGAAAAAGCAAUGUCGCCCAUCCAAAGGCCGCAAGAGAGGGUACUGCUGGUGCGUGGACAAGUACGGGCAGCCGCUUCCCGGCUACGACGGGAAGGGGAAAGGAGAUGUCCACUGCUACAACCUGGAAAGCAAGUGAGGGCUGCGUGCCAGCUCUUGUGGCAUCUGCGGGGCCUCGCAGAGCCCUCGGAGGGGCUGGGCAAGCAGCGGGGGACGGGCUCAGCCUGCGCGGCGGUGGGAGCCGUGCCCCCGCGGCUGCCGUGCCACCGCCACCAUGCCCCACCGCCGCCGCUGCGACCCGCCACCGCCGCGCCGCACGCUGCCUACGGCACGCGUAGGGAGCCCGGCAUUCCCACCGCAACCUGCACUAUUGAUACCCGGAGAGACAGAGGCAGAGAGAAACAAAAGGCACUUCAGAAUGGAUUCAGGGAGUCUCCACUGACUUUUUUAACGAACGGCCUGUGACCAAUUAGAUCCCGAAAGAUACUGGGGGUGUUUAUUACAAAGAGUUAAUAGAGAGAAAGUUGGUAAAAGUAUCACAGCAAAAAAAACCAAACGAACCAAAACAAGACCCAAACAAAAAAAGCCACACAAGGAUUUAAAGGCUGAGCUUUCUUUACAGGUCUGACGGGAAACUUAUCUUCACGGGUAAAAAGUUUUAUAAGAAUCUCAAAGAACUUUUUAAAGACACAUAUUUCUAAGACAAAGACAUGGCUAUUUUUUCUGUAAGAUAUAUGAUGGAUAUUCUGUUAGUCUGUAUUUAAUAUAAUUGUUUUUUAAUAAACUUUAUUUAAAUGUAACAUGUGAAUACCAAAUACUAUGCAGUAAUUCCAGUGUAUACCUGCGUAUGCAAAGAGAAAGGAAAGAGUGUGGAAUGAUUUACAAAUAUGUACAGAUCCAUAUGCAUACACACUGACCUAUUCUAGCUAACGGGAAGGAAGUUGUGGAGCAAAGGAAGAGUUUCCAGGAGAGAUUAAGUUUUGUUAUUUGCAAUAACUACAAAUACCAAGAUAAUAUCUCUGGGGGUUUAAUUGUUGUAUUUUAUUGGUAUUUCUAAUGUACCCAUCACUGAACUAUGCCACUGGAAAGGAUAACAGUUGCACUGAAGCUCUCAGUAAAGCGUUCUUCUGUCUGUCCUUACUUCAGCUGGUGCAACGGGGCUUACGUUUCUUGCCAUUUCCUCCUCACGCUUAUUCACAGUAUUCAUGGACAAAAACCCUUGCCAUUGCAGUACCACCUUUCCCGUUUGCCUAUUUAUUUUGCAAAGCUGUAUCUCUUCUGUGUUGCCUUGGUACAUUUUUACCAAAGCAUGUGCUCUGUAAGAGGAACUCCUGCUUCAAGCAAGGUCGAUGCGAUGGCGGGGGGGACGGUGGACCUGGGUGUUGAGACCCAACAAUUGUUGCUUUGACUUCGGUAGAAAUGAUUUGCCUGCAUCUUCAGCAAAUAGAAUAAGAACCGUUGGGGUUGAAUAUUUAAACAAACUGCCUGCCGUGGUGUUCUGUGUCCUUCUAAUGACUCGGAAGAGAAGCGAUUCAGGUUUGUUCUGGGUUGUGAUGCUUCCACAUGGGGAAGACUUGGGCAACAUUGGUUACUUUUUUCAUUCUCUUUCCCGAGGCUGAUUGUUUACUGAACUUCACGACAGAUUCUGUAUGCCGAUGAGAUCCGGAUGAGGAAAGGUGGCCUGUGAAAUGUAACAUCUCUCUGGAAAGCAAUGCCAUAUUUUGUAUAUGUAUUUAUUUAUAUAUUUUAUAUAAAUAUUUUAUAUAUUUAUAUAAAUAUAUAAUAUAUUCUUA